AUGUCUUCUUCAACAACCACAGCCCUCUUGUUCAUCUUCAUGAUCUUAGCUUUGAGUUCUCUUCCACCACUAACAUGUGCUUGUCGUGAUGAUCCUUAUUGCCACUGGCAUUGUCACCCCAAAUGCCAGAAACCACCUCGUCACGGCGGGCACAAGAAAUCGCCUCCAAAGCCGCCGCCAGUUACCGUCCCGCCGAUCAUAGUCACACCGCCACCGGUAUCCCCGCCAGUUAUAAUAAAGCCACCACCAGUCGCACCUUACCCGCCGGUUAUAAUAAAGCCACCACCAGUCGCACCUUCGCCGCCUGUUAUAAUAAACCCACCGCCAGUUGCACCUUCGCCGCCGGUUAUAAUAAACCCACCACCAACUGUACCUCCUCCGCCGUACUGGGUUCCUAGUCCUCCUCAAGCGAGGUGUCCCAUCGAUGCCCUAAAGCUAGGGCUGUGUUUGGAUGUGCUUUCAGGACUUGUGCAUGUGGGAAUAGGGAACCCUAUCGAACAUAUAUGCUGCCCAGUGAUCCAAGGAUUGCUUGAGCUUGAAGCAGCCAUAUGUCUUUGCACUGUGAUCAGACUUAAGCUUCUGAAUCUCAACAUUUUCGUCCCUCUUGCUCUUCAAGUCCUGGCUACUUGUGGCUUGACCCCUCCUCCUGGUUUUGUUUGUCCACCUUUAUAA
This is a messenger RNA of Neltuma alba, 672 nucleotides long. RefSeq names its product 36.4 kDa proline-rich protein. The transcript has a single exon. The record is from RefSeq and is a predicted model, not a curated record. NCBI's taxonomy places the organism in Eukaryota, Viridiplantae, Streptophyta, Magnoliopsida, Fabales, Fabaceae. The coding region runs from base 1 to 672 and encodes 223 amino acids.